This is a messenger RNA of Cercospora beticola, 1755 nucleotides long. RefSeq lists its product as uncharacterized. The record is from RefSeq and is a predicted model, not a curated record. Lineage: Eukaryota; Fungi; Ascomycota; Dothideomycetes; Mycosphaerellales; Mycosphaerellaceae.
CAGGCAGCGACGACCAGCUCUUCUAGUGCCGCGACUGCGGGAGCUUUCGCAUCUUCCCGUCCUGAAGAUGACUCGGGACUGUCGAGCGGGCAAGCUGUAGGCAUCGCCAUCGGUACUGUUUCUGCAGUGACGCUCAUUGUAGCUCUAAUAUAUGUUAUAUCUUGCAUGCGUCGACGCAAAAGACAAAAGAAUAGCACACAGAGACAUAGCUGGGAUUUUGCUGACGAGGAGCCGGCAAACCAUUCGCAGUUUGUGCAUGGCAAUGUGGACACAAGCAACACAUCAUACGAGUGGAAUGGAUACAACGCCGGACCCGUUUCGGAAAAGCAUCAUACGUUCUGGCCGUCACCCUAUGCAGGUCAUGGUACGAUAGCAGAGCGGGAGUACGGCCACAAACAGAGCAAAAUGUCCCGCACGACCAAUGCAUUACCGGACAGUCCAGGUAGCAACACAAGCAUGCGAACACUGUCGCAAUUAUUGCCCGAGCGACCAGGUCGUCAACCUCCGCCGCCACCAUCGAAAUCGCCAGCGUACGCCCCAGCGAUAUACACUCCUGCCACGGUCUUCGAGGAAGAACACACACCAAAGCUGCCUGAUGUCUCGUUCCCAGGUUUACCAGCUCAUCCAGCGGUAAUGAAGAACAAGCCCGUCAGAGCAACACAAGUAGGCAUGUCACAGCCAGCUCUGUCGAUCCAGAUUCCCCAGCAGCCUGUUCGAACGCCUGACACGCACAAUUCAGUCAAUUGGCCUCUCCCGCCACCCCCAGCACUGCAACCACAUGGCGAACUUCAACGCCUGGGAACCAACUCAGGUGCCUUCUCAAGCAAGACAAGCUUGCUGGACUAUUACGCGAGCGCAGAUAGCGGCGCAUCGCCUCAGGACCUCAAUUCUUCCACGCCAAUCGAGGAGGCUAUCCAAGUGCGGCGACCCGCUCCCGCUGCUAUAGUCAUUACCCAGCCCUCGUAUCAGCCACAAGCUGUGAGGGACUCGAUCGCAUCAGAUAUAUCGCGUCGGACUUCAUUUGAGAGCACCAAUCCGGAUGAUACGACACCGCCUGAAGACGAAGACAAACGAUUGAGUCCUGUUGUGGAGUCGCCCAUCUCGAAUGUCCGGUAUCCCAGAAUUCCUAGACCUAGCAAUCAGGCUAUUCCUCGAUCGCCGGUGUAUUCUGGCGCGCCUGUUCGACACCCGCAAAGGACAGACAGUAGAGCAGACAUGCUGACAGAAGUGAAGAGGACCACGGGACACGCUCCGACAUUGAGUGGCUCGACUUUAGCCGCGAAGCGGAGAGGCGAUACAGCCGCCCACAAUCUGGAACAAGGCCUUCACAUUAGCAACUCGUCCUACGAUACGACCUCACGGAAGAAUGCGACGCAGGCUCCGAAUGAAAAUCGCGCUCAUCGCGGACAGCAAAAUCCAUUGAAGGGUUAUGGCCGACCGACAAACCCGCCAAGCGCUGGAAGGGCUCAAUCCGCAACAGUCAACGUGAAGAGCCCGGCGGAAUCGUUGGGAAGCCCAUUGUGGGAGCCUAAGAUGACGCCUAGUCGGAAAGGCGACGAUCUGUUCUUGAGCGUGUCUGUUGCGACUCCGCAAGCGAGUCAUUUCCACGAAUUAUAUGACCGACGAUGAAUGGAAGCAUAGUGGCAUUUCAUUUGCAGCGUUCAAGCGGAAAGACCGCAAUGGUCCUGUAUUAGUAGACGAUAGAGAUUCCAGUUCCAGAUGUACAUAUAGCAUAAUUGCAGAAUCUGACGAUGA